Molecule: messenger RNA, 504 nt
Organism: Volvox carteri f. nagariensis
Lineage: Eukaryota; Viridiplantae; Chlorophyta; Chlorophyceae; Chlamydomonadales; Volvocaceae
Exons: 5
Coding region: 1-504 (167 amino acids)
Source: RefSeq, a predicted model, not a curated record
AUGUGUGACAGAGCCGCUCUCGCACAGCUGCUCUCGCCCGGCUCUGCCCCUGCCGCCAUGUCGGAUGUGUGCGCGUCCAAAAGUCGGAAACACGGGGACCAACACCAUACCGUGCAGCCAACCCCUCCCCUGGAGCCACCAUAUGGCUGCCAACGUAACCCCAGCACCGCCAACUGCACCAACACACUCAGCUCCGGAAUUGGAGACAACACACAUGGAACUGAGGCGGACAAGGCGGACAUGGAAAUGGAGACCGAGAUGAGACUACCCCACUACCACCCCAGGGGCCGUACUUCUAGGUUCACGUGUGCUGCAGGUCUGGGUUCUCUUGAGGUAUGCGGCCGGGGGAUCCUCGAGCUGCAAACAUGCGAACCCCAAUGGGAUUUCAUCCGCACCCACGGCCACGGCCGUGGAAGGAGCGCCGGCGACAGCAGCACUGCCGGGGGCACCAGAAGCAGUAGUACUGGACCUAACCCCACCCUCAGCGGCACCGGACCUCCAUAA